Messenger RNA from Opisthocomus hoazin, 1149 nucleotides. The record is from RefSeq and is a predicted model, not a curated record. Lineage: Eukaryota; Metazoa; Chordata; Aves; Opisthocomiformes; Opisthocomidae.
UCUUUUUCUCUUUAGCAAAUGCUUCAGACCAUUGCAGGGCAUGGAUGGAGGUGACAUUCUAGUAAAUCUGCUCAAAACUUACAUAUAGGCAAACUUGGAGCUGGCUUUAGCUUUGAAUUUACUGAUGAACAGCAAGAGUUUCAAGGUCCUGCUCAUAAAUUUGCUGUGGAGGAAAUUAUUCCUGUUGCUGCACAAUAUGACAAGACUGGAGAGUAUCCUCUUCCACUUAUAAAACAGACUUGGGAACUUGGUCUUAUGAAUCACAUACCAGAAAGCUGUGGUGGUCUUGGCCUUGGCAGUUUUGAAGCAUGCCUUAUUACAGAAGAGUUAGCUUAUGGAUGUACAGGGGUUCAAUCUGCCAUUGAAGCAAAUUCCCUAGGGCAAAUGCCAGUAAUCAUUGCAGAAAAUCAGCAUCAGCAGAAAAAAUACUUCGGAAGAAUGACCAAGGAACCAAUGAUGUGUAUUUUGCAUCACAACGGUGGGAAAGCAAACUGGUAUUUUUUGCUAGCUCGUACCAGUCCAGAUCCAAAAGUUCCUGCAAGCAGAGCCUUUACUGGGUUCAUUGUGGAAGCAGAUAGCGCUGGAAUCCAAACUGGAAGAAAGGAAAUUAAUGUGGGUCAACACUGCUCAGCUACAAGAGGUGUUGUCUUUGAAGAUGAUAGGCCCAAAGAAAAUGUAUUACUAGCUGAGAGAGCUGGCUUUGAAAUUGCAAUGGGAGCUUUUGAUAAGACCAGACCACCCAUAAUUCAGGUACCAGCUGGUGCUGCUGGAUUAGCAAAAAGAGGACUUGAUGAAGCUACUAGAUAUGCUUUGGAGAGAAAAACCUUUGGGAAAGCAAUUGUUGAACACCAAGCAGUGUCUUUCUUGCUUGCUGAAAUGACAAUGAAAGUGGGACUUGCUAGGAUGGCUUACCAAGAUGCUGGUCACAGGAAUACCUACUAUGCUUCCAUUGCAAUGGCAAUUGCUGGUGGCAUUGCAAACCAAGUAGCUACAGAUGCAGUACAGAUUUUUAGAGGAAAUGGAUUUAAUACUGAAUGUCCUGUAGAAAAACUAAUGAGAGAUGCUAAAAUCUGCCAGAUUUAUGUGGGAAUGGCUCAGAUUCAAAGGAUGAUCAUAGCUCAUGAACAUGUUGGCACAUUAAAGGCUUAA